Siniperca chuatsi (mandarin fish) is the source of this 1454-nucleotide messenger RNA. RefSeq names its product proliferating cell nuclear antigen (gene pcna). The transcript is spliced from 6 exons. Gene Ontology annotation, cellular component: PCNA complex. Gene Ontology annotation, molecular function: DNA binding; DNA polymerase processivity factor activity. The coding region runs from base 226 to 1008 and encodes 260 amino acids. The record is from RefSeq and is a predicted model, not a curated record. Lineage: Eukaryota; Metazoa; Chordata; Actinopteri; Centrarchiformes; Sinipercidae. Gene Ontology annotation, biological process: leading strand elongation; translesion synthesis; mismatch repair.
UUACAGCUCAAACGUUUCUUCUGCUGAGAGAGUGGUGUCUGCGUGUUGUACUUCUGCUAGCUAACAACACACAAAGACUGAACUUUUAAAGAAGCCUCCAUAGCUCUCUCUCAUACUCGGUGAUAACUCAAACUGCAGCCUCCAUUUUGACGGAGUAACGCUAAAGGCGACACAAAAUAAUCUCUUCGUUUGAAUCUACAAAGACUUAAAAACUCCACAGCAACCAUGUUUGAGGCUCGCCUGGUCCAGGGGUCCAUCCUGAAGAAGGUGCUGGAGGCUCUGAAGGACCUGAUCACAGAAGCCUGCUGGGACGUCAGCUCGUCCGGCAUCUCCCUGCAGAGCAUGGACUCCUCUCACGUCUCCCUGGUCCAGCUCACCCUGCGGCAUGACGGCUUCGACUCGUACCGCUGCGACAGAAACCUCGCCAUGGGAGUCAACCUCAGCAGUAUGUCAAAAAUCCUGAAGUGUGCAGGAAACGAAGACAUCAUCACCCUCAGAGCAGAAGAUAAUGCAGACACACUUGUCCUCGUGUUUGAGACACUCAACCAGGAGAAAGUCUCAGAUUAUGAGAUGAAACUGAUGGACUUAGAUGUGGAGCAGCUUGGUAUUCCAGAGCAGGAGUACAGCUGUGUGGUGAAGAUGCCCUCCGGGGAGUUUGCCCGUAUCUGCCGUGACCUGUCCCAGAUCGGUGACGCCGUCAUGAUCUCCUGCGCCAAGGACGGAGUCAAGUUCUCCGCCACGGGAGAGCUGGGCACAGGCAACGUCAAGCUGUCCCAGACCAGUAACGUAGACAAAGAGGACGAGGCGGUCACUAUUGAGAUGAAUGAACCCGUCCAGCUGAUCUUUGCCCUCAACUACCUGAACUUCUUCACCAAGGCCACGCCGCUGUCCAAGACCGUCACCCUCAGCAUGUCCGCUGAUAUCCCCCUCGUGGUGGAGUACAAGAUUGCUGAUAUGGGACACGUCAAAUACUACUUGGCGCCGAAGAUCGAUGAAGAGGCUUCCUAAGUUGUUUUUUAUUAUCAGCCCAAAAAGGGAGAAUAGAGAAAAACAGGUGACUGGGACUUGUCUUAAGUGAUCUCAUGGUGGUCGCUGAUCACUGUCUGAGGUUUCUGAUGUCAUCCUGUCUAGUGAGAUUCACAGCGGGAGGUGUAGUGUCAACUUUUAUUAACGGUCAGCCGUAUGAAUGAUGCCAUCUGUGGGAUGUGAUGAAGCUUCGGCUGGCUGUGGUCCAAACAGCCCCAGUGUAAAUGGCAGCACUUGUUCACACCACUUUUGUGUCUCUCUCUCUAUUUUUUUGCCCAUUUUGGGAAAGCAGAUUUCAAGUAUCCCAUUCCUCCUUGUAGAUAACGCAUUUGUAAAUACUUCCUGUGGUUUCGCACUGUCAGCCAACUCCAAAUGUUUUUGUAUUCAUUGAUUCAGCCCAAAAUAAAUGAUUCAAGUUGUUUCCAAAA